Anastrepha obliqua is the source of this 925-nucleotide messenger RNA. It is a transcript of the gene ND-SGDH, whose product is annotated as NADH dehydrogenase [ubiquinone] 1 beta subcomplex subunit 5, mitochondrial. NCBI's taxonomy places the organism in Eukaryota, Metazoa, Arthropoda, Insecta, Diptera, Tephritidae. The record is from RefSeq and is a predicted model, not a curated record. Bases 92 to 646 code for a protein of 184 amino acids. The transcript is spliced from 4 exons.
CUCAUUCUCCCAUUAGAAACCUUAAUAUUUUUAUUUUGCACAUUGUGAUUUUUGUCUCCAAAGUUGCUCGAGUUUUUACUUCCACCGAAAAAUGGUGUCUUGGAGCAGCUUCGCACGCCCGUUAACGGCAUUAGCACAAUAUCGAAAUAUUUUACAAUCACCAGUGUGCAAGAAUGCCUUGCAGAUUCAGGUACGCAAUGCCGGGCAUGAACACCAUCACUUUACAGUGCAACCUUCCCGUUUCCAGUGGAAUAAAUUCAAGGAUUUACUGCACUUCUAUGUAAUGCUAGGCCUUAUUCCUAUUACAGGAAUUGUGUUAUACACUAACAUUUUCAUUGGUCCGGCCCAAUUAGCGGAAAUUCCAGAAGAUUACGAACCAAAACAUUGGGAAUAUCACAAGCACCCGAUUUCCCGCUUCAUCUCCCGUUAUAUUUAUCCUUCCCCACAGCAGGAAUACGAGAAGUCCUUACACCAUAUUUAUGAGGAAAAUGAAAAGGCUCUUUUGAGAUCUCUUGAGAAAGAAGUAAAGGCCAAGAUGGCUGAGCGCAAUGACUACAAAGCAUACUACUACCGCCCUGCCAUCGCCAAGUACCAUAGAAUUUCGAAAGAGGCUGCCGAUGAAUUGGAAUCGAUAAGGGGCAAAUAAUAACGAAACAAUUUUUCAAGCAGUGUUCUGUAUAAAAAUUAUAGUUUGAAUAAAUACAUAGUAUUGAACUAAAAUGAAAUUGUUUUAUUCAAACGUUUUAAAAGUAUUUAUGCAUUUAAUAGAAAUUUAUAUAAAUUUGUAAACUUAUUAUCGUGAAUAGAAUAUGUAUGUGUGCUAACUUAACUCUAACCCUUACGGCCUAACUGUAUUUGAUUGAUUUUUCAACCCCAGGCUUGAUUUUUGCAAUAAUAAAGGACAAGUUGGCCAUUAGUUCCAUGA